ACGCCUGAUGAUCAUUAAAAACUGCCAUUAAAAUUGAGCGCAGAUGACUAUUGUGUUUAUCGAGAGACCUAUAAAACACUCGUGUAGUGUGCCCGGCCAAUUAAUACACAAGCAGAGACAUCAGGGAGAGGAGCAUCCGAUCGGCGUGGCAUCUGUCCGGUCCAUCCAGGGUUUUCCCCCCUGUACGUGCGGCGGGUCUCGGUCCGUCUCGCCUCCCCUCUUCCUGCUGCUGAAUCGGGGGAUUUUCGUACUGAGAGCCGCGACCUUACUGUGAAUCCGCGGCCGGAUGUCGAGCUCAGAUCUUGUAAUGGGACAAAUGUUUAGCAUGUAAAUUCAACCUCACUGAGGUUCUGGCCAGCUUAUAUUUUAUUGUUCACACUCACAAGCACAAUGUCAAGCAGAAGGAAGUCCACGACACCCUGCAUGGUGCUUCCAUCAGAUGUCGUAGAGCAAGAUCCAGAUAUGGAGGCCCUGGAAGGAAAUGAAGGAGCCGAGAGUAUGCCAGACGGUCCUACAGAGGGAGCAGUGGUUCCCAUGGAAACAGAGACAGAAUAUGAGGGAAGCCAUUUCUCAAAUGAGGACUGUCGUUCUUCAGGAAAACGCUCAAGUCAAACAUCACAGGAGCAGCCCGUCUCUGAUUUGACCACUGAGGGUGGUUUUGUGCAGCCAGACAUGGAGGAUAGUGAUGACCCCUCAGUUACUGGAAUCCCUCUCAGCAAGACUCCCAUAAUGAAAAUGAAAAGCAAGUCUGAACCCAAGAGAAUAGCAAUGUCACUGAAAGGCAACAGUGAAAGCGAAACAGUGGCAGAAAGUGAGAUGGAAUUGGAGCCACUGGAAGCAUCAGUAAUGGGCACUGCUGUAGGUGCAGAACUUAUUAGCCCAAUUCUCACAGAGUCUGUAAAACCCAGUGUUCUUGUUAAUAUUUCAAACCCUAUGAUAACAGAUCAGAAGAAGUUGAUUAUGAACCCUGCAACGGUUCUUCCAGCCGGCUUGGCUCAGGUGCUUUCUGCAUUGCAGGCACAGCAGAGUGCUCAAGCUCAACUGCUAAUUCCAGUUAGCAGUAUUCCCACGUAUAAUGCUGCCAUGGACUCCAACGCAGUCCUGAUUAACACCUAUAAAAAGUUUCCCUAUCCAUCAGUGUCUGAGAUCAUGGGACUUGCAGCCCAGACCAAGUUCAGUGAGGAGCAGAUAAAGAUCUGGUUUUCAGCUCAGCGUUUGAAGCAUGGUGUUAGCUGGACUCCGGAAGAGGUUGAGGAGGCCAGGAGAAAGCAAUUUAAUGGCACGGUUCACACCGUUCCCCAGACCAUCACAGUCAUCCCAGCCCACCAUCUUUCUGCCACAAAUGGCCUGCAGUCAAUUCUUCAGACCUGUCAGAUCGUGGGGCAAUCAGGUCUGGUUUUGACACAGGUUGGCACAGCCAACAGCCUCCCAGUGAGCACCCCAAUAACGCUGACUGUAGCAGGAAUGCCCAGUCAAAGCCAGACGCCCAAAAUUGCAACCAAUCAAACAAGUCCUGCGCUCAGUGAAACCAAAAGAGCAACUACAGUUCAACCCCCGUCGCUGACCCCUCAGGAGAACUCUGCACUCAGUGCCGAUCACUUUGGCCUGCGACCUAAGAAAUCCAAGGAGCAGUUAGCUGAAUUGAAAGCAAGUUAUCUGAAGAAUCAGUUUGCCUCUGACGCUGAGAUAGCUAGGCUAAUGAAGCUGACCAACCUUACCAAAGGUGAGAUUAAAAAGUGGUUCAGUGACACCCGAUACAACCAGCGCAACUCUAAGAACAGCCAUGCCUUUCUCGCGAACGACAAUCCCAGGGGUAGCAGUAGCACCACCAUUAUUAUUGACUCCAGUGAUGAAACCCCACAGUCUCCGAUGCCAUCACCAAUUAAAGAAAAGGAAACACGCACCAAGACCUGGAACCCUUUCCCAGACUUUACGCUGCAAAAGUUCAAAGAAAAGACACCAGAGCAGUUGGUAGUCCUGGAUGAAAGCUUUCAGAAGUGUGACACACCGACUGAUGAAGAGCUUAGCCGUCUGAGGGCUGAAACCAAGCUUACCAGACGAGAGAUUGACGCCUGGUUCACAGAAAAGAGAAAAGCCCCUGUGCUGGAGUCCUCUGAGUCAAAAGCAGAUGGUGAAACAUCUCAAAAGAAGGGGAGCCAGACUCCACCCGGAGGUAAGAGGCUGAGCAAGGAGAAGGUGACAAAGAAAACCCCGGAGCAGCUGCAUGUCUUGAAGGCUGCAUUUGUUCGCACCCAGUGGCCCUCGUCGGAGGAAUACGACCAGCUUGCUGAGGAAAGUGGACUACCUCGCUCUUACAUCGUCAACUGGUUUGGAGACACGCGCUACUCCUGGAAAAAUGGCAACUUGAAAUGGUAUUUUUACUAUCAAAGUGGAAAUGUUGGAGGAACGAAUGGCAGCAAAAACCGAAAGCGGAGGAUUCGAAAUCGUGGUUGGGGGAGAACCCGUAGUAGAAAAGUGAAGAAACCGAUAGAAUCGGAGAAGAGUUUACCGAUCAGGUUCAAGUCUGGUCGAGAUAUUUUGAAGGAGUACUACUUGAAGCACAAGUUUCUGAACGAACAGGACUUGGAUGAGCUUGUUGCCAAGUCUAACAUGAGCUACGAGCAGGUGAGAGAGUGGUUUGCAGAGAUUCAUCGAAAGGAGGAAAUGGGAACAAACCCAUUUGAAGAUAAAAUUGUGAAUGAGGAGCAAGAAGAGGAGGAGGACGAAUCACAGGGUGAAAAUGAGACUGCAACUGAGGAGCAAGGACCUUCUGUCCUGGGAGAUGAAGAUGAAGAAGACACUGAUGACAGCGAUACCUGGGAGCCUCCACAGAGUGUUCGAAAAACAUUGUCCAUGUCUGAAGCUCAGUGAUCUGUGUGAAUCUCUCUGAAUGGUGGCCCAUGACUGUACUGGGUAUCGACCCCAUGCCCACUACCACUGCACCAAUUCUGCUAAUAUUGUAAUUUUCUAAUGUAGUUUCUCUUAAAAUUUGACACAUUCUUUCUAGCAUAAACGUUGAGAACGGAUUUUGAAUGUUUUAACUUAAAAAACCUAGACAUCAUGCACAUGAGCAUAGGUUUUUCCUCUACAGCUCUGAAUUGCAAAGCCCUUAAAUCAUAGGUCUCAAACUCGAUUCCUUGGAGGGCUGCAGCUCUGUACAGUUUUGCUCCACCCCUAAUCAAACACAGCUGAUCCAACUAAUCGAAAUGUUCAAAAGAGUCUUGAACACCUUGAUUAGUUGCAUUAGCUGUAUUUGAUUAGGGUUUGAGCAAAACUGUGCAGAACUGUGACCUUCCAGGAAUCGAGUUUGGGACCUACGCCUUAAAUAAUCUUGACAAUGUCAUAUAUUAAACAUGAAUUUAUGCCUACCAGAAUUGAUGAUGCACCUUAUCCCCAAAACAUUCAAAGACAUUCUAGGCCUCUUUGUCGGGUCUUUUUAAAUGGUCCUUUCUCAUUUGGAGUCAUGGAGAAUGCUUAGUGCCAAAGGUGUUGUGUUGAAUGUUAUUAUUCUCUUUACAAUGAACACAAUGAGGGAAUAUGAAUGAAUACAUUGUGUCAAUUGGAUGCAUGAGGCACUUUGUCAACCACCCUGUUGUAUGGGGUUUGUUAAAAUGCAACCAGCCACCUUAUUUGUGUAGGGCAAGACCAAACAAAUUUCCAAAUUCAUUGGUAAGUGUUUUAUCAGCUGCAUACAGGCCUUUAUAUCUGAUAUACAGCACAGUAAAUCCCAAAGGGAGUUUGCAGGUGUUCACAUAGACCAGGGCUUCUCAAACUCGGUCCUGGAGGUCCGCUGUCCUGCAGAUUUUAGCUCUGACUUGCCUCAACACACCUGCAAGGAUGUUUCUAGAAAGCCAAACUCGAUCCUGGAGGGACAGUGUCCUGUUUCUAGUACAAGGGUGCCCAAAGUUGGUCCUGGAGGGUCGGUGUCCUGCAGAGUUUAGCUUCAACUUGCCUCUACACACCUACCAGGACAUUUCUAGCAAGCCUACUGAGAGCAUGAUUAACUACUCCAGGUGUGUCUGAUUGGAGUUGGAUUUAAACUAUGCAGGACACCGGCCCCCCAGGAAUAAUUUUGGUCACCCCUGUUCUAGUAUAUCUAGUAUAAGAGCUUGAUUAGCUGCUUCAGGUGUGUUUGAUUAGGGUUGGAGCUAAGCUCUCCAGGACACCAGCCCUCCAGGAUCAAGUUUGGACACCCCUAGCCUAGUAAGACUUUGAUUAGCCAGCCCAGGGGUGUCUUAUUGAGGUUGGAGCUAAAAUCUGCAGGACAUCAGAGCUCCAGGACUGAGAUUGAGAACCCCUGAUGUAGACCAUCUGAGUCUCUUAAUAGGGAUCACCUUUAAACUAUUACAGCUACUUGCUUAUCUUACGGAAAGUUAUUUUGUGAAAAUGGUCAGUGGUCAUAAUCAACAGGGGAAAAACUAUUUAACAGCUCUUUAACUGGACUGUUUUCAAGUAUUUUUAUUAGAUAUCAAUGGGAACAUGGGAUAUUCCUGUUUUCUGGCUGUUGUUUUUCAUCUUUUUAAAGCAAGAUCUCCCUCAGAUUUGAGCGGACUUUGAUUUGCUUGACACAAUUAUAGUGAUCAUGUUACAAGA
Molecule: messenger RNA, 4593 nt
Organism: Danio aesculapii
Lineage: Eukaryota; Metazoa; Chordata; Actinopteri; Cypriniformes; Danionidae
Product: zinc fingers and homeoboxes protein 1-like
Biological process (GO): regulation of transcription by RNA polymerase II
Cellular component (GO): nucleus
Molecular function (GO): DNA binding; DNA-binding transcription factor activity, RNA polymerase II-specific
Source: RefSeq, a predicted model, not a curated record